Molecule: messenger RNA, 4021 nt
Organism: Hippocampus comes (tiger tail seahorse)
Lineage: Eukaryota; Metazoa; Chordata; Actinopteri; Syngnathiformes; Syngnathidae
Gene: shoc2
Product: SHOC2 leucine rich repeat scaffold protein
Exons: 10
Coding region: 502-2250 (582 amino acids)
Cellular component (GO): cytoplasm
Molecular function (GO): protein binding
Source: RefSeq, a predicted model, not a curated record
CCAGUGCUGGUUGGAAAAGAGGAGGAAGCGGUGAGGAUGGCGGAGUCAUACCUCUGAAGGAACAGCUUGGAUGCUGUAGUAAAGAUGAGUCCGCGCCCUCUUUGGCGUCAUUGCCUCUUGCGCCAAGAUGUCGCUUGCUUCCGUGGCUCUUAGUGGGGGAUUAUAAAGACUUUGCUGACCCUUUGAGCCUGAAAGAAUUCCACAAGUUUUACCUAAAAGUCCCCAUGAUUGUAUGCAGCUUCAACGCUUAAGAAUGUAUUCCACGGAUGCCACAGUCCAGAUUCUUCAACAGAUUUUUUACUCACUGGCAUUUUAACCAAAAACAUUUUUAAAGUAUUGCAAAAAAACUUCUUUUCCCAAGGCAAAUCACAAGUGUGCGUGGUCCUGCACAGUGAUGUUUUCUUUAAAAGCCCGCUCAACUGUCCUCAUCCCUUUUUCCCUAAAUAAGUAACCCGACAAAAACCUCAUGAGCAACUCUGUAGGACACCCGAUAACGUCGACAUGAGUAGUACUUUAGGCAAAGAAAAAGAUUCAAAAGAAAAGGACCCUAAAAGUGGUUCGGGAGGCAAAGAAAGGGAAAAGGAGGCUAAGGCUCUGGCAGGUCUAGUUAAGGAUGGGGGCAAAGAAACCAAGACCAAAGGGAAAGAAACCAAAGAAGGUAAGAAGGACACGAGCAGCUCGACACCGGGUGUUGCCUUCUCAGUUGACAAUACCAUAAAGCGGCCAAACCCAGCACCAGGUACACGCAAGAAAUCCAGCAAUGCCGAGGUGAUUAAGGAGCUUAACAAGUGCCGGGAGGAAAAUUCCAUGAGACUGGAUCUCUCAAAACGGUCUAUUCACAUGUUGCCCACCUCCAUCAAGGAGCUGACACAGCUGGCUGAACUCUACCUAUACAGCAACAAACUGCAGAGCCUACCACCCGAAGUGGGUUGCCUCUCAGGCCUGCUCACGUUGGCCUUGAGCGAGAACUCCUUGACCAGUUUGCCCGACUCACUGGACUCCCUUAAGAAGCUCCGCAUGCUUGAUCUCCGGCACAACAAGCUGAGGGAGAUCCCGCCCGUCGUCUACCGACUGACAUCGCUGGCCACACUCUACCUGCGCUUCAACCGCAUCACCACAGUGGAGAAAGACAUCCGGAACCUUUCCAAGCUCACAAUGCUCAGCAUCCGGGAGAACAAGAUCAAGCAGCUUCCCGCAGAAAUAGGGGAACUUCGCAUCCUCAUUACUUUGGAUGUCGCCCAUAAUCAGUUGGAGCACUUACCAAAGGAGAUUGGGAAUUGCACACAAAUUACCAACUUAGAUUUGCAGCACAAUGAGCUCUUAGACCUCCCGGAGACUAUAGGAAACCUUGCCAGCAUAAACCGUUUGGGUCUUAGAUACAACAGAUUGUCAGCCAUCCCCAGAUCAUUAGCCAAAUGUCGAGAACUGGAAGAGCUAAAUCUUGAAAACAAUAACAUUUCAGUGUUACCAGAGGGUCUCCUGUCAAGUUUGGUCAACCUGACCAGCCUGACGCUAGCAAGGAACUGCUUCCAGUCAUACCCUGUGGGUGGGCCAUCCCAGUUCUCAACCAUCUACUCGCUCAACAUGGAGCACAACCGCAUUAACAAGAUCCCUUUUGGAAUCUUCAUCAGGGCCAAAGUUUUAAGCAAGCUUAACAUGAAGGACAACCAGCUAAAUUCUUUGCCGUUGGACUUUGGCACAUGGACCAGCAUGGUGGAGCUUAACUUAGCCACCAAUCAGCUGACAAAGAUAUCAGAGGAUGUCUGCGGUCUGGUGUCUCUCGAGGUGUUAAUUUUGUCCAAUAACCUUCUGAAGAAGUUACCGCAUGGUAUCGGCAAUUUGAGAAAGCUUCGGGAGCUUGACUUGGAGGAAAACAAGUUGGAAUGUCUCCCCAAUGAAAUAGCAUAUCUCAAGGAUUUACAGAAGUUGGUGUUGACAAAUAACCAGCUGACAACAUUACCCAGAGGCAUCGGCCACCUCACCAACCUGACUCAUCUGGGCUUGGGGGAGAACCUGCUGCAACAUCUCCCCGAGGAGAUUGGCACACUGGAGAACCUGGAGGAAUUGUACCUCAACGACAACCCCAACCUGCACAGCCUGCCCUUUGAGCUGGCCCUGUGCAGCAAGCUGUCCAUUAUGAGCAUUGAAAACUGUCCCCUCAGCCACCUGCCGCCCCAGAUUGUGGCCGGGGGGCCUUCCUUCAUCAUCCAGUUCCUCAAGAUGCAGGGACCAUACCGUGCCAUGGUCUGAGGACAGAGCCCAAACUCAUGCCUGCCUGCCCACCCCAUUCCGUGUAUCAUACACUGUAAAAGAAGUCAGCCGCACCCCAGCAUCAGUGUCGGGGACAAAGCGGAGGAGAUGGACGCAGAAGAGACUUUCUCUCACCAUCUAUGGGCAGACAAAAGGAGACACAUGGGAGACUCUGAUUUGCUCCACUUAAUUCAAGUCAUUCUUGGACCCCGUCACUCACGCGCAUCUUCCCAUUCCGAAUCGUACAGGAGGAAAAUAUUCCCAUCUCUUUGCCAAAACUGAAGAUACAGUACAUGAAUUUCUAUAUUGAGUAACUGUGAGCUAAGUGGCAAGUCUUUUAAUCAUAUAAAGCGUGCUCCCAUUGCCAAUGUAUUUACAGUAAUUCCAAGCAUCUUCUAUGUGAGCGAGGAUGCGGCUAUAUGCAAAUACAAACAAAACAAGUCUUUGGAUCGUCACAUUUACUGCUGCUGCCAUAAGUUAAAGGUGUCCUAUUUCUUUUGAUAUUUUCACUUUCGACAUCAACCUCGCUCUCUUGAGAUGAUUACUUGUGUUACUUCUUGACCACAGAGAACAAAGGUCUAAUGAUGGUGUGUUUAUACUUUUUUUUAUGUACUUACUUUCUCUUGUUUUGUUUGUUUGUUUUUUUUUUUUUAAACUGUGCCUAUGUUUAGAGUGAUCCAGUGGUUCAUUUCUAAACACUAUUGUCCAUGAGAAUACAAAGAUGUAAAUUAUUUCAAAAAUUUUCUUUUUAUUACUGCUGUUUUUACUUUUGUGUAGCUGUUGGAUGAAUCGAUUGCAGCGUUAUCAUCAAUUAUGAAAUAGGGCAGUUGGAGUUGUUUUUUUUUUUUAAUGUUAUUUUAAGAAAUAGCAGCAGUAGUUGUCAAAUGUAUAGCUAGUAAUGUAUACAUAUGAUAAAUACCAAUCAAAAAAGCAAGUUGGACUUUUUUUUUCACUGUGGGUGGUGCUGUGUGACUCCACCCCCAUCUGUUGUUGUGUGAUAAAAAGAAACAGGUGAUGGGAAAAAUGAUGGGAGAUGUUUUUAUAUAAUGUAUACAAAUUCUGAUUGUUGCCUUGAGUGCAAUUUUAGUUUUGUUUACUUGUUUGAUAUUCUCUUCAGUGUUGGGCUGCAUAGCUGUCAUCCACUCAAUCAUUGACCAACAUAUCAAACAUUUUUAAAGGACUUCACUUGGCGAGUGCAUCAGAGCCUCAAAAAAAAAAAAUUUGAUAAUAAAACAUUGGCAGGUUAUCCCUUGACAUAUUUUUUAUAUUAUCCUUAAUUUGUGUCAUUAAAAAAAAAGUUCCCGUCUAAUUUAAUUUGUUUUUAAUAUGAUAUUUUGUCCCACACUGUCCCAGUAAUGCUGCUGCUCUUAUGCACUUUUUUGGAAUAAAAACAUUGGCAUCCUCUGUUUAACACAAAACACAGUAGCCUCUCAUCGGUUAUUUUUCAAUGGGGGCAUUUUCUUUCAUUAAGAAGUAAUUGAUCUGUAAGUUUAUCUUGUAAGUUUGCAUCACCUGGAAAGAAUUGAGUUUUGCAGGCUUAGAGUAAGAAUUGACUUUCUUUUGAGGAGGUUUUAUCCUGUCAAUGUUAAAAGGAACUUACUCUUGUGAACAGUAAAAGUUUGCAUAUCCUGCUUCUUUCUUCAUGGCAAGUGAAAUGACUUGUUCUGCUCAGCGUUUUUGUUUUUUAUCAUUGAAUGUUUUUUUUUCUAAAUGUGUAUUCACUUAGUAUUAUUUCAAGUGACUGUACAUUAAAAAAUGCCAACAAUGGAAA